GAAAAGGUAUAAUUGUGCUCAUCAGUCCAAUUGCUGCAAGUCAGACCCACAUCAGACGUUUGAGCUUUGGUAUAUAUGUGAAAUGUGUGUCCUACUGAACACCAGAGUCUGUGAUUUCAAGACUAUUGACAACUGCUGCAACUGGGUCCCUUAGGAAUAUCAAAGUAGGCCACCGAGGGUAGAAGAUUGGUGAUGGAACAUAUCCAGAUGGAAUAAAUACGAAAACACAGUGUGACAUAUCCUUUUAUAGAAAUGCAGUCCAUUUUUUGUGGAGGAGGAAAGGAGGAGAAGCUAGUCAAGGCCAGCCGCGAUAUGUAUGACUGUGUCUACAUUUUUGUUUCUUCUACCAACACUGCAUUCCGAAUGCUCAACGAAUUGCUUGGAAGUAAAUUAGCCAUAAUUACAGUACGGGAAAACCUUAGCAUCAAGGAAAAUCUUCAGCUUCUACAGAGUGCUCUGAAAGAGAUGCAGAUGCUAGUAGACUUGAAAGACAAAGAUUUCCAGGAAAAAGUUGAAGUUAAUUUAUAUUCUCAACUUAUUCUGCCAGCCCUUUCCACUGAUGAAAAAAUCAGGGUUAUAAAAGAUAUAUAUCAUCAAUAUAAUGGCACUUUUGAAAAUAUCUGUGGUCCCAUUUGUGCUGUUAUAAUUAAGCAUGGUAAUUUCCUUGAAACGCUUGAGAUUGCUCUUCGGAAUUUAGUGAAUACGCCCGUGCUGUCUCUUCAAGUGAGUGAGCUUCUCAUGACCAAAGAAGAAAUUGCUAAAGCACUUCCAGACUUCAGUCCCUGUUCAUCUAAAAGUUCACCACCAGUCAAACAGAAAGCCCACAGUUUUUCUGUUCCCAGUUCUUUUUCACUUACUAGAUUCAUGCGGAUAAUUCAUUGUAGACACACAUCUAAGGAUUCCGUUCAGAUGGCUGCAGAAAUCAUGGCAGAAGCUGUUCAGACUUUGAGACCAUCUUGUGAACAUUUCCAAAGAUUUAUUAAGGUGGCUGACGAGUAUGUCACAUUGAUCAUUGACAAAAGGCAAUAAACCAGAAGGCAAUUGCUCAGCUUUUAUAAAUUUACUUCUG
Thamnophis elegans (Western terrestrial garter snake) is the source of this 1069-nucleotide messenger RNA. RefSeq lists its product as uncharacterized. The transcript has 3 exons. Lineage: Eukaryota; Metazoa; Chordata; Lepidosauria; Squamata; Natricidae. The record is from RefSeq and is a predicted model, not a curated record. The coding region runs from base 253 to 1029 and encodes 258 amino acids.